Polychytrium aggregatum is the source of this 2114-nucleotide messenger RNA. RefSeq lists its product as uncharacterized. The transcript is spliced from 17 exons. Lineage: Eukaryota; Fungi; Chytridiomycota; Chytridiomycetes; Polychytriales. The record is from RefSeq and is a predicted model, not a curated record. Bases 1 to 2043 code for a protein of 680 amino acids.
AUGCUCCUCUUCCGUGUUUCUCCAAAUCUCCCGCACAUGGGACAAGGUGUGCAGCGCGAUCGUAAUCCAGGGACGCAACAGCAUUCUGCCCAGCGACCCGUCUUCCCAAGAGACGGCUUCGAGGACGGCUCAGUGGCUAAUGCGCCAAAAUACCAUUUCCAGGGCAACCGCCAUGUGCGAGAAAAGAUCCUCUGCGAUUUUGUUGCCAACAAUCGACACAAAACCGGCCCGCAACUCGAGCGAGAGUUUGGCAACGGCGCGAGUCUCUUUCUCAACCGUGUGACGUCUUGGCUAAGGCUUACAACGCAUUAUUAUUCACACGGGGCUUCGAUCAGGUACUUGCUCGGAUACAACUUGGCCCUUCAGCUGCAGGCAGUGUCGAUAUUUGUAUCCGCAUCGAGUGGCCAUCGGUUUCUCUCCGAGUUUCUUGAAGUCGGUGGCGUGAUGACCGUCCUCGAAAUCAUUGGUCUUCCCCAGAUUAAAGAGGCCGAGAAGGCAGAGGGUCUACGCCUUCUGCUUCACAUUGCAUCCGCCGGACGCAAGUACAAAGAGUUUAUCUGCGAAAGCUACGGUGUCCGAUCAGUGACCGAUUGCCUGGCUCGUUCAAAAUCAGAGGUCACCCAGGACUAUGCCCGGAACUUGCUCUACCAACUUGGCUUGGGCAAUCCGCGAUUUCUCGUUCAAGUAUACAAAUCGCUUCUCGGGCUGCUCACAUCGGGGACCCCAACCCCAACCGCCCAGCAGAUGGCCGGACAAGCUGUCCGCAUGCUUCUGCCACAUAUCCAAACUGUUCAUCCGUCGGUCGUCGAGAUCACAAUUGGAUUGCUCAAAAGCAUCAACAUCCAAGUUCAAUACGAAGGAUAUGAGAUUUUGCGAUCGCUCAGCGAGCGAUCAGCGCUACAGGAUGUUGUGAUUCAGCAGCUGAUAGCUAUCUUGAAGAUUUCUGUCGAUGACUACAUAGAAGACAUGAAUGAGGCUCGUGGGCGCCGUCAGAAGGGGCAGCAAGAAGGGGCAGGUGGAGGUGCAAGCUGGCAAGGGAUGCUCACAAAGUCCGAGGAAACGGCCAAGAAGCAGAACGAUGCCUUGAUGUCGACCUAUGUGCAGCAAGCUUAUGCAGCAAAGCUCCUCGGAAUCAUGGCUGCGGGAUCGAAAGAAAUUGCAGAGCGCCAGAUUCAGCUUCAAAUCAUCAGCGGACUCUUGAACGUGAUUGCCAAUCUAGGGCACCCCGAGAGUCAAAAGUAUGCCGCCAGUGCCUUGAUUUAUCUUGUGGAAACCUUCGACUAUGUUGGUUUCGCGCUGCAAGAAACCAUGGGACAAAACUUUUUCGAGUUGUUGGAGUUCAAACCCGAUACGUUCUUCAAAGAGCUCACGCGCGAGCAAGUUCGCUAUCUCCGCCGCAACAACGUCAAGAUCGUGAGUGCCGAGAGCACUAGCUCGCUUAUCGAGGAUGAUUCGAGCUCUGUGAGCUCAGGAGAGGCAGAGGAGAGCUCACGUCCGACAACUCGAUCUGCAAGAUCGGCUGAAAGAAAGCCGAAAUCUUCAGGAAUGGAGUUCCCAUCGUCUCGCGAGGGAGACAUGGUCUUUGGAGAGAAGAAGGGCGAGGGCGAAAAGUCCCGCGAUAUCGAGCCGGUCCAGCAAAAGACACAAGACGAGGUUCUCUCGGCAUACGAAAAGUUGGCGGAUCAACAAAACCAGGCUGCGCCAAAUGUUCAGGAGAUGUAUCUUCCUUACAACCUGGGUCCCGCAACCGCCACGUUCUCCAGCAACAAGUUCGAACCCGUCUCAAAAAAGAGCGCUGACGACAGCUUCGAGCUCGAAAUGCAUAUGUUCCGGGCCAGAAAUGCUGAAAAAUCGAUACAGACCAAGAAACGCGAAUUCGAUGUCCUGGAAAAGGACCCGGAGAUGAUGGAGAAGCUGAACAGCCUGCGGGGCAGUCCGGACCUCUUCAAGAAGAACAUCCCGCUCAAAGUAGAUGACCAGGAUGUGACGGCCACACGCAUCGUACCAGAGAACGCCUCUGGCAGCGAGCAAGCCCCUCGUUAAAGUCCCGGCUCGUUCCGGGCCAGAGCCGUUUGUGUUCCGGAUCCAGAAUACACCCCCGUCAUGCCCACGCG